GUCAAGAAGGGUUGGUCCUCAAGUCAACACGCUCUCAUUUUCGCUUUGAUUUGUUCAGACUCUAGAUAAUACUCGUCUCUCUGUUCCUAUACAAAUACACAAAAAAACACACACAGAAACUCAGAGAACGUUUCCUACGAAUUCUCGAAAUCCCAGAAAUCAAUUCCACCUUGAAAACAAAAUUCUAUAUAUAACGAAAAAUAAUUUUAAAAAAAUUAAAAGAAGAAGAAGAAGAAAAGUCUUCUUCUUUUUUCAUGGCCUAGUUUUGGGAGCCAGAGAAAGCAAUGAGCAAGUCGAAAAAUUUCGUUCAAAAUAUGUUUAAGCAUUUCAAAUUCGGUUCAAGCAAAGAGGCAAGCAAUGAAGAAGACUUGGAGAAGAUAGCUCAACAAGAACAGAAGCUAUUUGCCUUUGAGACCUUAGUUGCUGCUACUAAAGAUUUUCACAUAACUCACAAGCUCGGUGAAGGUGGCUUUGGACCUGUUUUCAAGGGGAAGUUGGAGGAUGGGAGAGAGAUUGCAGUGAAGAAACUCUCACACAGCUCGAACCAAGGGAAGAAAGAGUUCAUGAAUGAGGCUAAGCUGUUGGCACGUGUCCAGCAUCGAAAUGUUGUGAAUUUGUUGGGGUAUUGUGUCCAUGGGGUGGAGAAGCUACUUGUUUAUGAGUAUGUCGCUCAUGAGAGCCUUGACAAGCUUCUAUUUAAAUCAAAUAGAAGAGUGGAACUUGAUUGGAAGAAGAGGUCUGACAUAAUUGCUGGCAUUGCUCGGGGCUUGCUUUACCUUCAUGAAGACUCGCAUAAUUGCAUCAUCCACCGAGACAUCAAGGCAAGCAAUAUAUUACUCGACGAUAAGUGGAUCCCUAAGAUUGCUGAUUUUGGCAUGGCCCGUCUCUUCCCGGAAGAUCAAACACAUGUUAACACCCGUGUGGCUGGUACCAAUGGGUAUAUGGCUCCAGAGUAUGUCAUGCAUGGUCAUCUAUCGGUGAAGGCUGACGUAUUCAGUUUUGGGGUUCUUAUUUUGGAGCUUAUUAGUGGCCAGAGGAAUUCAUCGUUCAAUUUAAAUGUUGAUGCACAAAAUCUACUUGACUGGACAUACAAGCUUUACAGGAAGGGAAGGCACAUGGAAAUCAUGGAUCCCACAUUGGCAUCAUCAGCAGCCACCGAGCAAGUAGCAAUGUGCAUUCAACUAGGGCUGCUAUGCACACAAGGUGAUCCUCAACUACGACCCACCAUGCGACGUGUGGUGGUAAUGCUAUCAAAAAAACCUGGCAAUCUGGAAGAGCCAACCAGACCUGGAGUACCCGGAUCUCGAUAUAGGAGAUCUCGCAGGCCUCCUGGACUAUCAUCCACUGGUGGAACUUCUGGUGAAUCUGAUUCCCGUACUUUUGAUUUGAGCUAUUCUACUGCAACUGCAACCGCAACUGCAUCUGCAUCUGCAACUGCAUCCACAACUGCAUCUGCAACUGCAUCCACAACUGCAACUGCAACCACUUCAGCUGCCCCGAAAUUAGACCCUCAUGGGAAACGUCCCAUGCAAAGUUAGUCUUCAUUCUAAGAGGAGAUUUUGUAAUUCUUUGUCCAUUAUAGAUAUACAUUGCUUAUCUGUUUAUAUGUAAGUAUAUAUAGUUGGAAAUAGUUAACGAAUGCGGUGCAGUUUUGUUU
This is a messenger RNA of Quercus robur (English oak), 1657 nucleotides long. RefSeq names its product cysteine-rich receptor-like protein kinase 43. Gene Ontology annotation, biological process: protein phosphorylation. Gene Ontology annotation, molecular function: protein kinase activity; ATP binding. The coding region runs from base 285 to 1538 and encodes 417 amino acids. The record is from RefSeq and is a predicted model, not a curated record. Lineage: Eukaryota; Viridiplantae; Streptophyta; Magnoliopsida; Fagales; Fagaceae. The transcript has 6 exons.